This is a messenger RNA of Oldenlandia corymbosa var. corymbosa, 2480 nucleotides long. Lineage: Eukaryota; Viridiplantae; Streptophyta; Magnoliopsida; Gentianales; Rubiaceae. The record is from the annotation of a GenBank genome assembly.
UAAUAUUUUCUGAUUUUUCUAACCCCUAAAAACUCUACCACCAACACACCGAACAGAACAGAGCCCGGCUCUCUUUUCUCUCUUUUCUCUCUCUCUCACAAAAGCCUUUUGUCAUAUUGAAUUUCGAUUUCCGUGUCAAGCAAGCAUCCAUUUCUAAUCCAUUCCCCUAACCCUCUCCCUCCCAAGCUUUCUUAACCGAUGGGCAAUACCAAUCCCAUUUCCUUCAUCAAUUCUUGUUUCUCUUUUUAGACCCCCCCUUUCUUUUUUUUCUUCCCUCAAUUCAUCAAUCAAUAUUAUUAUCAACACCAACCCCAACUCCCUCCUCAAAGCCUCACUCUCUCUUCUUUACUUCUCUUCUAAUUAAUCCCUUCUUUUUCUUUUUUUUUUUAAUUUUUUCUCCCCCGGCCCUCAAACCUACCAGUUUAUUUUUAUUUGUUCUGUUCUUGAGGUGUGGAGUGAAGAUCGUUUGUGGGUUUUGAAUUUCUGGGUUCUGGGUUGGUUUUCAAUUUUGUGUUUUUUUGGGCAGAAAAAAAAAUAGAGGAUAAGAAAACAGAGUUUUUUUUUUAGGAUAGGAUUAGGAUAUGGGGCAAGAGAUAGUGGCUGUGGCACCGCCAUCAACCCCGGUUGCAGGCGGAGGAGGAGGGGCGGCAGCAAGCGGCGGUGCGGGGGGAAUUAAUGUUGCUAGGCCCAUGGGGGCGCCGCCACCAACGUCUCUGGCGCCGGGGUUCAGGUUUCAUCCUACAGAUGAGGAGUUAGUGAGGUAUUAUUUGAGGAGGAAGGUUGUUGGGAAGCCCUUUAGGUUCCAAGCGGUUAGCGAGAUCGAUGUCUACAAAUCUGAGCCCUGGGAACUCGCAUGUUAUUCAUCUUUGAAGACAAGAGAUCUGGAGUGGUACUUUUUCAGCCCUGUUGACAGGAAGUAUGGUAAUGGGUCUCGCCUGAAUCGUGCCACCGGCAAGGGCUACUGGAAAGCGACUGGUAAGGAUCGUUGUGUGCGCCAUAAGAAUCAGACAAUUGGAAUGAAAAAAACACUUGUUUUCCAUGGUGGUAGAGCACCUGAUGGAAAGAGGACAAACUGGGUGAUGCACGAGUACCGACUAGUGGAUGAAGAGCUAGGAAGAGCUGGAGUGGUACAGGUUUGUUAACAGGAAGUUUUUGAAUUUUGGUAUGUAUUGAUUGCGAUCUAUUUCCAACUAUGGAACUUACUAGAGUCUGUUGUUAUCAUGGGAGGAAAGGAUGCGUUUGUCCUCUGCAGAAUUUUCCAAAAGAGUGGUCUUGGGCCACCAAAUGGUGAUCGUUAUGCCCCAUUUCUAGACGAGGAAUGGGAUGAUGAGGCAACUCUUUUCAUCCCUGGGGCAGAGGCUGAAGAUGACAUGGCCAAUGGUGAUGAAUAUAUGAAUAAAGCUCCUCCUGGCCAAUGUGAUCAAAGUGAGCCCCCCCAGGGAAUACCAUUUAUUUGCAAGAGAGAGAAGUCUGAGGAACCGGAGCUUCUCUCUUUAGGGCAAAAUAAAAGGGCAAGGCAAGAUGAUCCUAACUCCAGCCAUGCCAAUGGUUCAGAGGACUCUACUACUACGAGUCAGGAACCUACAACAAUGAUGAUGACGACAAAUAACUUUUCUUCUUCACUUUUGGAAUUUCCUUUACUUGAAUCCGUCGAACCUAAAGAAAGCCAGCCAGCAAGCACUGUUACAUUUGACUCCUCCAAUCUCGAGAAAUCUGUGCCUCCUGGCUACCUGAAAUUCAUUAGCAAUUUAGAGACUGAGAUCCUCAAUGUGUCCAUGGAGCGGGAAACCUUGAAGAUCGAAGUGAUGCGAGCACAAGCCAUGAUUAACAUCCUUCAAUCGCGCAUUGAUUUGUUGAACAAGGAGAACGAAGACUUGAGAAGACUUGUUCGUGGAGGCUAGAUAUUUCCUGCUGGCAUUAUGUAAUUUAGUUUUUGUAGUUUCCGGCUGGUAUGCGAGAUUCUCUUGUGGCAUCAGUUCUCCAGAGAAGGGAGAGGUUGAUUGAGAGUCACCGAGAUAAUCUAGUAGCUUCUUCAUCUGCUGUAAUAUUUUUUUUCUCUAGUUUCUUCUUGGUGCACCGGACAAAUGUAUGGAAGCGAGAGGCUGUAAUUAUGCCUUUCCUAAAUAACUUAACUAAAUAAAGCUUCUGCUCAUCUUCGUAUUUCCCUGUCUACACAAUUCAUGUUUCUAGAGAUUGUGCUGUACCUUCCAUGCAUUUUGAAGGAUUUCUCUGGAUUAUGGAGCGAGAAAAUAAGGUUUUUGUUGCAGGUGCUCUCCAACAACAAUCUGAUGUUAUCUUGAUGUUGGAUUUCUGCCACGUUAUCGUUUAUGCUGGAUGGCAUUUUCGGUUUCUCUAUGAUGGUGGUUUCUUUGGCACUUUGCGUAGGGAAGAAAUGGGUACUCCGUUUUGCCUGCUUAAUUGGUUGCAACAACUAAACGCAACUCUGCUGCUUGUAUCGGUAAAUAUUAGGCAUUAUCUCA